Molecule: messenger RNA, 2139 nt
Organism: Laccaria bicolor S238N-H82
Lineage: Eukaryota; Fungi; Basidiomycota; Agaricomycetes; Agaricales; Hydnangiaceae
Exons: 3
Biological process (GO): ribosome biogenesis
Cellular component (GO): nucleus
Molecular function (GO): ATP binding; nucleic acid binding; RNA helicase activity
Source: RefSeq, a predicted model, not a curated record
CAAAUCAUCUCAUCUCUUUUCUCAUACAAUCCCCAGGUUGAAGCACCCGCAAAGGUUUCUUCACGCCCUAUUAUUGGAGCACCUAGCAAUGCGCCGUUGUUGGAUGCUUCCACAUUCUCCGGACUUGGUUUAAAUCCAUUACUUAUAUCCCAUCUCGCAAAUAAAAUGAAUGUUCACAAACCUACCGCGAUUCAACGUGCAGCCCUGCCGGCUUUCCUUUCUCCUGCCUUGGAUACGGCUGCUGCCCGCGACGUGUUUAUACAGUCGCAGACAGGUUCCGGCAAAACGUUAUCUUUUCUACUUCCCAUCAUUCAAGAUUUGUUGCCCUUGAGCUCUCUGUCCUACAUCGAUCGAUCCAUCGGGACGUUGGCGGUUAUCAUUGCGCCUACCCGCGAACUCGCCAAACAAAUAUCCGAUGUGCUGGAAGCUCUUUUGAAGCUUCGCCUACGACCAGAGGAGGAUGGUGGGACGGGCGAGUCUGACAACUCGACACGUUUGACUCGGUGGUUAGUCUCAGGAUUGUUGGUCGGUGGCUCUACCCGGACGCAUGAGAAAGCAAAACUGAGAAAGGGUGUGCCUAUCCUCGUUUCCACACCUGGCAGGCUGCUUGAUCAUCUCCAAAAUACAUCGUCUUUCAAUGUGGGGAAAUGUCGCUGGCUGGUUCUUGACGAGGCUGAUCAGCUCAUGGAUCUUGGGUUUGAAGAAACCAUUAAAGGCAUUAUUCAAGGUCUGGAUGGACGGCGACGACUUGCGAAGCAAGCGAUCGCGGAAGGUAAAAGCGCAGAGGUUGGGGGCUGGGAUUGGGAACAUCGUAGGAGGACGAUCCUUUGUUCGGCCACCAUUCGCGAGGAGGUUCAGAAAUUGGCUGGGACGGCACUUAUUAAUCCACUUAUGAUCAAGGCCACUGAGGCGGACAAGCCGACGGAUGUAUUGUCAAUGGAAGACAAAUUUUCUACCCAAUCCGAAACAUUUACCCCUCCAUCUCAGCUCUCACAGAAAUAUGUGGUCGUGCCAUUGAAGCUGCGCCUCGUCGCUCUUGUUGCUCUCCUUCGAACUUUGGUCGCACAAGCCCAAGGCAAUCGUGGGACGAAGAUCAUUGUUUUUCUGAGUUGUACAGACUCUGUUGACUUUCACUGGAAACUUCUUGCGGGGUCAACAAUGGACGAUGAUGUUGAGCCUUCCGCAGAUGAUUCUGAAAUCGACAGCGACGAGGACAUUAAGGCUGAACCCCAGACAAAUCCCCUAGCUUCUGAGCGGGUUCAAGCCACAUGCUCCUUUUUGCCGAACGUCUCCGUCUAUCGACUUCAUGGAUCCCUUCCCACUUCAACACGGCUUGCAUCAAUAAAAGAGUUUUCUGCCUCAUCCUCAGUCCUUUUGUCCACAUCCGUGGCGUCGCGCGGUUUGGAUCUUCCUCUUGUUCGUGCGGUGAUCCAAUAUGAUCUUCCAGCCGAGGGUGGCGCGACUGAGUACGUUCAUCGCGUUGGACGUACUGCACGCGCUGGGAAGGGCGGUGAAGCUUGGAGCAUAGUUGGUCCAAGCGAAGUUGGGUGGGUGAAGUGGGUAGAGGAGAAAAUGCAGGGUAAAAGCACUGAUGAUACCAAGCAGAAUGCUUCUCUGACAGGUGUGGCGGUGGAAAGUCUUUUACGGACAGGAUUUGGAGGCAAAAGUAGUGAGUAUGAGGAGCGCGCAACCGAAGUUCAGCUGGCGUUUGAGCGCUGGGUUCUACGAAGCAAAGACAAUCUUGCGCUGGCAAGGAAUGCCUUCCUUUCUUACAUGCGGGCCUACGCUACCCAUCCAUCGAGCGAAAAGCACAUAUUCCAUAUCCGUCAUCUACAUAUGGGGCAUCUUGCCAAAGCAUUCGCUUUGCGCGACGCUCCGACAAAAGUAACUGGUACUUCCCAGAAAGCAAAACAGCCAAAACUCCGUCAGUCUAAAAGUCAACGACCGAAGGAGAUUGCUGUGAAGGUUAAGGACUGGGAGCAACAUGACGGCGAUGCGGAAAAACGUAUGAAAGCCAUAGUUCGUGCUCAAGGUCGGCUCACGAAGAAGGGAGGCGUGAUGACCAGCAGCGGGGCGUCAGAAUUUCAGAUAUCAAGUGGAACGGCGUUGGAGAAGCUGGUCCAGGGAGGUGACUAUUAG